AUGGUUUUCUCUAUAAUAUAUUUAAUAAUUUCUUGUGGCUCAGCGUAUGGAUGGGGUGGCGAUGGUCAUUCUCUUACAGCUGCUAUCGCUCAAACCUUAUUGACUAAUGACUCAUUAAAUUUUGUUCGUGAUCAUUUACCUUGGUAUACAUCAGGAAAUAUUAGUAUGUUAGCAUCAUGGCCUGAUUAUAUUAUUUAUCCUGAUACGAAUCCUGUUGAUUAUCUUAAUUGGCAAUGGUCAAAAGAAUUACAUUAUGUUGAUACAACAGAUUGGUCAUGUGUUUAUGAUCGAGAACAAGAUUGUAAUUGGAGUAGCGGACAAGAAUGUGUUGAUGGAUCAAUUCAAAACUACACAGCAAGAUUAGCUGAUACACAACAAGAUGAAAUACAACGAAAUGAAGCACUUAAAUUUCUUAUUCAUUUUAUUGGUGAUGCACAUCAACCGUUGCAUGCUGGUUUUCGAGGUGAUCGUGGUGGUAAUAGUAUUCGAGGUCAUUUUUUUGACAAAGAAACAAAUCUUCAUUCACUUUGGGAUACUGUAAUGAUUGAGCGUCGUAUUUCUCAAGAUUUUCAUUCUCAACCUUUAUUAUAUCUUGAUUAUUUGAUUAAUCAGAUGAAAACUCGUUAUGCACAAAAUAUAUCCGAUUGGACACAUUGUCCAUCAUCGGAUGAGUCACGUUAUCUGGCAUGUUCUACAUCAUGGCUUAUAGAAGAUGCAAAACUCAAUUGUGAACUUGUUUAUCGUGAUGAAAAUAAUCAACCAAUGAGUGUUUCAAAAGAAUUUAAUCUUGGUCAAACAUAUUAUAAUACACGAAUGGUUAUUCUUGAACAACGACUUAUUCAAGGUGGCUUAAGAUUAGGAACAGGUAAUUAG
Molecule: messenger RNA, 873 nt
Organism: Rotaria sp. Silwood1
Lineage: Eukaryota; Metazoa; Rotifera; Eurotatoria; Philodinida; Philodinidae
Source: the annotation of a GenBank genome assembly